AUGACCAAGCUUCUGCAUGCGGAGGUUGGCGUGAGCGAACAGGAGACGCCGGACGAAAAGAAGGAGCAGGACACAUUCCUCGACGCUCUCAUGAACAGUCCCGUAAUGAAAGAGGUGCACAAGUAUCUAGUUUCUAUCCGUCUCGCGCCACGCACCCCGAAGGAUUUCAAAGAGCUCCUGCGAAAGCUGUGGUUUACGCGAUAUAGGCGUGGCAGACCAAACGACUCCUCGGGAUUUGAGCACGUUUUUGUCGGCGAGAUAAAGAACGGCGAGGUCACUGGUUUCCAUAAUUGGGUAACCUUCUGCGAACAAGAGGCCAAAGGA
Dibothriocephalus latus is the source of this 324-nucleotide messenger RNA. The record is from the annotation of a GenBank genome assembly. Lineage: Eukaryota; Metazoa; Platyhelminthes; Cestoda; Diphyllobothriidea; Diphyllobothriidae.